Molecule: messenger RNA, 2556 nt
Organism: Microtus ochrogaster (prairie vole)
Lineage: Eukaryota; Metazoa; Chordata; Mammalia; Rodentia; Cricetidae
Gene: Triobp
Product: TRIO and F-actin-binding protein-like
Exons: 7
Coding region: 1-2556 (851 amino acids)
Biological process (GO): positive regulation of substrate adhesion-dependent cell spreading
Cellular component (GO): actin cytoskeleton
Molecular function (GO): actin filament binding
Source: RefSeq, a predicted model, not a curated record
AUGGGGCAGAGCACUUCUGCCCACCCUGGGCUCUGCCAGGGCUACAGCCACUGUCCCAGGCGCCGGGCUCCAGGGUCCCCAGGGUCCCCAGGGAGACUCCACCCGGCCUGCUCUCAGGAGCCUCACAGUCCUUCCAGUGCCGAGGCACCUUACUGCGACCUGCCCUGCUGCCCGCCGGCCCCUCAGGACCCACUUGGAACCACCACCUGUGCUGGCCACUCUGUGGAAGGCCUUGACCUCAGGCAGGGCCCUCAGAGGGGCUGGUCCCCAACAGCAGCUCUCCCUGCGGAGGGCCCUGCAACAGCCCCAAGGAACAGGCACCAGGACCCUGAGGCAUUACCCUAUCUGGAGGGCCUGGCCUAUAGUAGCUGUGACAACGAGGGCGCCAACUCUGACACCAGCUCCAGCCAGUACAGCAGUAUCCCUCAUGAGACCAGUAAUUCUUCCUCUGUGGAUUGGGACACUGUUGAGAGGCCAGGGGUGGUCUCCAACGCGUACAGACUCAACGUGAUGAUUCCGAGGAGGCCUCAGGAGGGGUUGAGAGCUGACAGUGCUCGGAGGGUCACCAAGUCCCCUGCCAGAGGGGACACAGCAGGCCAGAGAAAGGAAGAUUCCGGCAGUGGGGGACAGGGUGCUGGCCAGCACUGGGCGAAGCUGCGGGCAGAAAGCGGCUACUUCUCCUUGGAGCGACGUCGCGCAGGGCAAACCCAGGCUUCUUCUGGGACACCACUGAGUGGGCCUCGGACCACCACCCAGGCUGCUUCUGCUCAAAGGGAUGUCUUCCAGGAUGUUUCUGCACCAGAAACCUCCCAAGUUCCCUCUCUAUCCCGUAACACCCAAAGAGACACCCCCAGGAGCUUAGUCACACAGAGGAAUAGCCCCGGAACGUCCUCUCCUUCAAGAGUUUCCCAAAGGGACAUUCAUAGAACCAUGUCCACCCAGCAAAACAGCACUCCACUUUCCUCUGCUCUCAGAGCCACUUCAGAGAGCCUCAAGACCUCUACACCCAAAGAUGGCCCCCACAUUGCAUCAUCUCCUUGUGCCCAAGCCUCCUCUGUCAACAGAACUACCCAACGGGACAACCCCAGGACUCCCUGUGCCCAGAGGGACAACCCCAGAACCUCUUCUCCCAACAGAACCACCCAACGGGACAACCCCAGGACUUCCUACAUACCACAGAACACCCCCAGGACCCCUUCUACCCAAGGAGACAAGACUACAGCCUCCUGCAGUAGAUGGGAACAUCUCCGAAGUGCCUGUACCCAAAAGGACAACCCAGGACCAUCAUCUCCCCGCCGUGCCACUCAGGGCAAUAGCUCCAGGAACCCUUCUCCCCACCGUACCAACAAAGAUAUCCCUUGGGCCUCCUUUCCCCUUCGGCCGACCCAGAGUGGUGGUCCUCGAACCUCAUCUCCACCUCGCACCAAACAAAAUCAGGUGCCUUGGGCAUCCAUUUCUCUCCGACCAACCCAAGUGGACAGGCCUCAGACUUCAGCUCCUACCAAACUAGCCCACCACGACCCUCCCCAACACUAUUCCCCAUCCUUAGCCUCCUCCUCUCAUAACCCAGGCCAUCCCAGUGCUUCUCGGACUUCAUCACCUCUGCACCCAGCACGAGGGGCUCCGCAGACUGCUUCAGAGCCCUUCCAGCCACCGUGCGCUGUAUGCAUUGGGCACAGGGAUGCACCUCGCGCCUCUUCGCCCCCUCGCUAUUUUCAGUAUGACCCUUUCCCCUUUUUUCCAGAUCCCCGCUCCUCUGAGAGCGAAUCGCCCCACCACGAACCCCCCUACAUGCCACCUGCAGUGUGUAUUGGGCACCGUGAUGCCCCCUGGGCCACUUCACCACCUCGUCAUGCCCAGUUCGAUCCCUUCCCCUUCCUCCCAGACACGUCAGAUGCUGAGAACGAGUCCCCUCAGCAUGAUCCCCCACAAUUUCCCCCACCAGUGUGUAUUGGGUACCGUGAUGCCCCCCGGGCCUCUUCCCCACCACGCCAGUUCCCAGAGCCCUCCUUCUUCCAGGAUCUCCCCAGGGCCAGCACAGAGAGCCUGGUCCCUUCCACAGACUCUCUGCAUGAGCCUCCCCACAUCCCCACUCCUGUAUGUAUUGGACACAGAGAUGCCCCCUCCUUUUCCUCCCCACCACGCCAGGCCCCUGAGCCUUCCCUCUUUUUCCAGGAUCCUCCUGGGACCAGUAUGGAGAGCCUUGCCCCUUCUAUUGACUCUCUGCAUGGUUCCCCACUGCUGCUCCCCCAAGUAUGCAUAGGUUAUCGGGAUGCACCCAGAGCUUCCUCUCCUCCCCGUCACCCGCCCAGUGAUUUAGGUCUCCUGGCCCCCUCCCCUCCCCCAGGUAGCUCAGGUUCUCGGGGCUCAGCACCCCCAGGGGAAACCAGACACAACCUGGAAAGGGAGGAGUACACCAAGCUGGCUGACCUGCCCCCACCCAGGAGGCUGGCCCAGAGGGGGCCAGAGCCCCAGGCACAGGGCAGCAACGAGGGCCGUACCCGCAGCCCUGGCCGGGCAGAGGUGGAGCGCCUCUUCGGGCAAGAGCGCAGGUGA